This is a messenger RNA of Piliocolobus tephrosceles (Ugandan red Colobus), 2461 nucleotides long. RefSeq names its product protocadherin beta-16. NCBI's taxonomy places the organism in Eukaryota, Metazoa, Chordata, Mammalia, Primates, Cercopithecidae. The record is from RefSeq and is a predicted model, not a curated record. Gene Ontology annotation, molecular function: calcium ion binding. The transcript has a single exon. Gene Ontology annotation, biological process: homophilic cell-cell adhesion. Gene Ontology annotation, cellular component: plasma membrane. The coding region runs from base 1 to 2331 and encodes 776 amino acids.
AUGGAGAUUGGAUGGAUGCACAGUCGGAGACAAAGGCAAGUCCUUGUUUUCUUUGUUUUGCUGAGCUUGUCUGGGGCUGGCGCCGAGUUGGGGUCCUAUUCCGUAGUGGAAGAAACGGAGAGAGGCUCUUUUGUGGCAAAUCUAGGAAAAGACCUGGGGUUGGGGUUGACAGAGAUGUCCACCCGCAGGGCCAGGAUCAUUUCCCAGGGGAACAAACAGCAUUUGCAGCUCAAGGUUCAAACUGGGGAUUUGCUCAUAAAUGAGAAGCUAGAUCGAGAGGAGCUAUGUGGUCCCACUGAGCCUUGCAUACUACAUUUCCAAGUGUUAAUGGAAAAACCUUUAGAAAUAUUUCAGGCUGAACUGAGGGUGAUAGAUAUAAAUGACCAUUCUCCCAUAUUCACUGAAAAGGAAAUGAUUCUAAAAAUACUGGAAAACAGUCCUCUAGGAACUGAGUUCCCUCUGUAUCAUGCUUUGGACUUGGACGUAGGAAGCAAUAAUGUUCAAAACUAUAAAAUCAGCCCAAAUUCCCAUUUUGGGGUUCUAACCAAAGAACGCAAUGAUGGCAGAAAAUACCCUGAGCUAGUGUUGGAUAAAGAGCUGGAUAGGGAGGAGGAGCCUCAACUAAGAUUAACCCUGACAGCGCUGGAUGGCGGCUCUCCACCGCGAUCUGGAACUGCUCAGGUCCGCAUUGAAGUGGUGGACAUCAAUGAUAACGCCCCUGAGUUUGAGCAGCCCAUCUACAAAGUGCGGAUUCCAGAGAACAGCGCCCUUGGCUCUCUGGUAGCCACUGUCUCCGCCAGGGAUUUAGACAGCGGAGCCAACGGAAAAAUAUCAUACUCACUCUUUCAGCCUUCAGAGGAUAUUAGUAAAACGUUGGAGGUAAAUGCUAUGACAGGGGAAAUUCGACUGAGAAAACAAGUAGAUUUCGAAGCGGUUACGUCUUAUGAAGUGCACAUCAAAGCCACAGAUGGAGGAGGUCUUUCAGCAAAGUGCACUCUUCUCCUGCAGGUGGUGGACGUGAAUGACAAUCCCCCACAGGUGACCAUUUCUGCACUCACCAGCCCCAUCCCAGAGAACUCGCCUGAGACUGUAGUUGCUGUUUUCAGCGUUUCAGAUCCUGACUCCGGAAACAAUGGGAAGACGAUUUCCUCCAUCCAGGAAGACCUUCCGUUCCUUCUAAAACCUUCAGUCAAGAACUUUUACACCUUGGUAACAGACAGAGCACUCGACAGAGAAGCAAGAGCUGAAUAUAAUAUUACCCUCACCGUCACAGAUAUGGGGACUCCAAGACUGAAAACGGAGCACAACAUAACAGUGCAGAUAUCAGAUGUCAAUGAUAACGCCCCCGCUUUCACCCAAACCUCCUACACCCUCUUCGUCCGCGAAAACAACAGCCCUGCCCUACACAUUGGCAGUGUCAGCGCCACAGACAGAGACUCAGGCACCAACGCCCAGGUCACCUACUUCCUACUGCCGCCCCAGGACCCGCACCUGCCCCUCUCCUCCCUAGUCUCCAUCAACGCGGACAACGGCCACCUGUUCGCCCUCAGGUCGCUGGACUACGAGGCCCUGCAAGGGUUCGAGUUCCUGGUGGGCGCCGCAGACCGCGGCUCCCCGGCGCUGAGCAGCGAGGCGCUGGUGCGCGUGCUGGUGCUGGACACCAACGACAACUCGCCCUUCGUACUGUACCCGCUGCAGAACGGCUCCGCGCCCUGCACCGAGCUGGUGCCCCGGGCGGCCGAGCCGGGUUACCUGGUGACCAAGGUGGUGGCGGUGGACGGCGACUCGGGCCAGAACGCCUGGCUGUCGUACCAGCUGCUCAAGGCCACGGAGCCCGGGCUGUUCGGCGUGUGGGCGCACAAUGGCGAGGUUCGCACCGCCAGGCUGCUGAGCGAGCGCGACGCGACCAAGCACAGGCUGGUGGUGCUGGUCAAGGACAAUGGCGAGCCUCCGCGCUCGGCCACCGCCACGCUGCACGUGCUCCUGGUGGACGGCUUCUCCCAGCCCUACCUGCCGCUCCCGGAGGCGGCCCCCGCCCAGGCCCAGGGCGACUGGCUCACGGUUUACCUGGUGGUGGCGUUGGCCUCGGUGUCGUCGCUCUUCCUCUUCUCGGUGCUCCUGUUCGUAGCAGUGAGACUGUGCAGGAGGAGCAGGGCGGCCUCAGUGGGUCGCUGCUCAGUGCCCGAGGGCGCCUUUCCAGGGCAUCUGGUGGACGUGAGCGGCACCGGGACCCUAUCCCAGAGCUACCAGUACGAAGUGUGUCUGACAGGAGGCUCAGAAGCAAAUGAGUUCAAGUUCCUGAAUCCGAUUAUCCCCAACUUCCCUCCUUAGGGCACUGGGAAAGAAAUAGAUUACUAUUCCACCCUUCACAAUAGCUCUGGGUUUAAUUCUUGACAGGAACCCAUUUGAUAAAUUAUUUAACUUCUUAUGAUUGUCUUGUUGAUUAAAUUGUUCAUGCUCA